UGAUGAUAAGAAAAAAAAACAAGACAAAACUAUUUAAGAAUUUUAUUUCGGUAACAGAAAAUUAAGAAUCUAUAGAUGGCUAGUUCCGGUAGCAGAAGGAGAAAACGCCACCACUAUACGAGCAGGAACACGAAUGUUCAUCGGCCUUCUUCUACUUCGCAGCUACGGUUAUUGUCACAAAUUAUAGCACAGGCAGAAAAGGCAGCAAAUCUUCCUUAUUUAACUGUUUUCGCCUUUCAGAUUCUGACACCGAUCAUUACGAACAACGGCUCAGGAUUGACGGAUUUGAGCGUUCACAAGAUUACGUUUGCGGAUGGAGUUCACGCUGUUUUGUCUGUGCUUGUGUUUAUUGCUGUCUCGUUGCAUGAUAGAAAUGUUUUGAGUUGCUUCUAUCCCCUGCCUAAGCAUCUCAUUGGAAAGGUUUUGGAAGCUAUUCCUUUUGGAAUUGCCGUAAUUUGCAUAUUGAUAUAUCGUGUUUUUCCAAAUAGAAGGCAAGGAGUUGGCUACCCUUCUACACUCAGAUUACGCAAUUAGUUCACCGUUUCUACGCUUUCAUUGUUCCUUUUCUUGUAAAAACCCACUUUAGAGACCGAGUAAUUGAUUAUGCGGUUAUCAAGGUUAUCGUAUUUUAUAUUAAAAUCCGGCUGCCAUGUAUGUAUUUGAUUGAAAAACUUCAUUUGUAAUAAAAUUAAAGUUUAGUGAUAAAAAUAAAAUAGAUUAAAGUUUGUCCGCCGAAAAACGAUAGCUUUGAUCCCCACAUGAUCAAUUAGAAUCAGAAAGCCAUUUUGAGUAUUUUUUUUUUAUUUUUAAUUCAGCAAAAAUGAGAUUAUGACCCGAAUUCGAUGUAUAAAUUAAAUGGUUAAAUGAUCUUACCAAUUGUUUGUUUUGAA
This is a messenger RNA of Mercurialis annua (annual mercury), 890 nucleotides long. Its product is annotated as protein DMP3-like. The record is from RefSeq and is a predicted model, not a curated record. The transcript has 2 exons. Bases 76 to 534 code for a protein of 152 amino acids. Lineage: Eukaryota; Viridiplantae; Streptophyta; Magnoliopsida; Malpighiales; Euphorbiaceae. Gene Ontology annotation, biological process: endomembrane system organization.